Messenger RNA from Copidosoma floridanum, 1776 nucleotides. RefSeq names its product protein SHQ1 homolog. Gene Ontology annotation, biological process: box H/ACA snoRNP assembly. The record is from RefSeq and is a predicted model, not a curated record. Lineage: Eukaryota; Metazoa; Arthropoda; Insecta; Hymenoptera; Encyrtidae. Gene Ontology annotation, cellular component: cytoplasm; nucleoplasm.
ACCAUCACCUUAAAAAAAAAAAAAAAACACGCGAAGACGUGAGGUUAGUAAAUCAAACUUCAAGAUAAUAUUAAUUUGGUAACUCUCGUCGGUGCUUUAACUUCUACAAGAAUAAACUUCGAAAAUCGGAAGAAAAUGUUGACUCCACGAUUUGAAUUGGCACAAACAGACGAUUACAUUAUGUUCGUCAUUCAUGCUCCUUAUGCUAAUAUUAAGGAUACUAUGGUCGAAGUAGAUGGGAGUGAUUUUCGAUUUUACUCUACUCCCUAUUAUCUAAGGUUGAAUCUUCCUGGGGAGAUCGUCGAGAAUGAUGCUUCAAGUGGUAAGUAUGACUGUGACAAGGGAGACUUUACGUUUAAGUUUUCUAAAGCUCAAAAGGGUGAGUUCUUUAAAAAUUUGGACAUGAUUACUACUCUGCUGGCACCUUCAAAAAUAAAAGAUAAAUUACUGCCUAACAUCGAGGUCAUAGCUAAUCCUUGUGCUGUCUUGAAUGCUGAAACUUCUGAAAAUGCAGCAGAAUUUAAUGACACCAUUAAUGCUGGUAUGGAAAACCUUUCGAAGGAAUUAAAAAAUGAGUGGUACACAGAACAAACUCCAGAAGCAGAUAACAUUCAAAUAGUGCUGCAGUCUCCAAGCUAUGGAUUUGGGAACAAAAUUUCUGGGGCUUUAGCUGAUUUUGAAGAAGCAUGGAUCAAAGAGAUAAUAGAUUUACCAUUACCAGAUAAAACGUUGCCAAAAGAUAGGCAAAAAUUAAGAGAAAUUAAUGAAGUUCUUAGUUUUGACGAGGAUCAUUACAUGUUUGAUUUAAUGACACCCGAAGAAUAUGCCGUCUCUGCCAUGAGUUAUGUUUGUGAGUGGGAAAAACUUGUGGAAGAUGACGUGUGUUUCAGCAAUGAGGAAAAAGAUUUACUUAAAGAAUUACCAAAUAAAGAUUACUUACUAGACAGUACUGAAGUAAAUAUGAUUUUAUAUGGUAUGGUAGAUAUUUUAUUUGCCAGUUGUUACAACUGCCGAAUUACAGAGGGGGAAAAUAAUACUGAGAGUGGUUGGAUAUUGACAAAACUGAGUUCAACUCUAUCAUGGUUUCAGAGUUUUACAGAUAUACGUGAUGUUAUUUUAUGUAGUGUAAGACGUUCUUUGUGCUUUCCACUUGUGAGGAAUUGGAAUUUUUCCAUGAAAGUAUUUGAGGACGUACAAAAAGUAAUUAAAUUAGGUAAGAAAUAUGUAUUGAAGCGUUUUUGUGACAUUUAUUCAAUUCUUAAUAAUUCCAAUGAACCAAGAUACAUCUUCAAUCAAUUGUACAUUAAGGAUUACUUAAUAUGGUUACAACAAGUACCAAGUUCAAGAGUACAAGAAAUAGGUUUUUUAUUGGAAAAUGUAAGCAUUAAGAAAGAAGAGCUUGGAUUAGACCUCGUGGAAAUUGAAGAAGCCUGCAAUUCGGUUAAAGAUGAUGCUUCAGUUAUAGAAAGUAACCUGCAUACUUUGUCAAGUGACCUGGAAAAACUUGUUAUUGACAAUGGAAACAAGUCAAAAUAUUUUAACUUUCCAUCAACACGUGUCGAAAAUAAUUCAAGCAGCUCUUCCUCGACCAGUUUAUGUGGCAGCAGUAGCAGCUCUGAUAGAAGCACAACCAAUGGUACUGAUAAUACCAGCAGCUUCAAGUCAACAAACAGCCAUCUGAUGCUAAACAACAGUGAACUCGAUUCGGAUGACGAUGAACUUGACUGAUAUUUUAAUAAAAUGUGUGGGGCUAUUUGUUAUCACCAACUGUAGAAA